This is a messenger RNA of Nakaseomyces glabratus, 612 nucleotides long. RefSeq names its product Kxd1p (gene KXD1). Gene Ontology annotation, biological process: DNA catabolic process; regulation of protein localization; endosome organization. NCBI's taxonomy places the organism in Eukaryota, Fungi, Ascomycota, Saccharomycetes, Saccharomycetales, Saccharomycetaceae. Gene Ontology annotation, molecular function: exodeoxyribonuclease VII activity. Gene Ontology annotation, cellular component: endosome; exodeoxyribonuclease VII complex; BLOC-1 complex. The record is from RefSeq and is a predicted model, not a curated record.
AUGUCGGAUGAAAUUGAGGAUCGUCCUAGGACCAGAUCUCGAACACCAUCAGUAGACACACAAUCAUACACAAUUAAUGAAGAGGCACAUCAUAUAAUUACAGAUUCUGAUAGUAGUUCAAGUGAAAAUGAAGAUGGUGAAGGUAAUGAAACUAAUAGCUCAGAUGAUAGCUCAGAAUCUGGAUCGGUAGAAAGAUUUUUAGAUGAAAUUGUACCGACUACAAGCACUUCAUUUAUACCCAAUGAUACACCGGAUCCGGCUACUCUGUUUGAUAUAACAGAGUAUAUUUUUGAUUCAAUUGUACAAUCUACAAAUGCCUGUGAUUUCUCUGAAGCAUUUGCACUACAGGCAAAGACAUCAGCGGUGAUAAACUCUAAAAGUAUGGAACUGAAGAACUUGAUAGAGCAAACCAAGGUACGAUUGCCUGAACUUCAGGCAAAGUUUAAAAACGGAACACAAACGUUGAGAACCAUCAGAAAGAAUUUGGAUAACGCUAAAUCAAGGAUACAGGUAAUGAAUGAUGUACUUCAAACUGAUUAUCCAAUAGAAUUUAACCAAGCACGAGAUAAGAUAUUGGAAAGGACACUUGAUUCCGAUGAAGAAGUUAUCUAA